AUGCGAGACUUGUCGCAAAACAUGUACGAGACCAAGGACGCCAAUACAUAUGCGCGUGGCUCAUGGGGCUAUACCGUUCUCCGCACCGUGUAUACAGAGGAGUCAGAGAGGUUGGUGCCUCUCGCUAUCGAUCGACUGAAGCUAUGGACGAGCGCAUGGUAUCUGCAUGUGAACCGGUAUCCCAUGUAUGGCGAUAGGUGGAUUCAGCGGCAAAGGCCCAACGGUAUUGUGAAUGAUGAGCUCGGACGCCGGUUCCGUGUCGAGCUCCUCGAAAACAGGCAGAGACUAGAUCUGCCAAAUAUGAAUGACGCGGAGCACGAUCAUGUGAAAAGACUCUGCGGUGUGUUCGAUGAAUGGGUGGUCAGUGUUGGUGGCAGCGUUGAUGACAGGGUAAUGACCCCUCGUCUUUGCGAUUGCCUAGUCAUGGACGAGGACUCUAUGCGGUGCCUGGCAGCACUACCGACGGAUACACCACCGCUCCGUACGGCGGAAACGGAAGAAGAAAGAAGAGAAUGGCGCUCUCGAGGCGAUGCUUAUUUAUGGCUGCUAGACACUCGCGCAGUCCGGAGAUUCAACCCAGCUUCCGAUGAAAGCAGAUUUCGUGGAUGGAUGAAAGUUGACGCAUCAAAACUUGACGAAAGCUGGUUCCAAAAGGUAUCUCGAAUUGAUAGAACAGGCUCCGACGAGUGGGUUCUGGAGUGCCGUGAAAUGAAGGAGACAUCAGGUGAUAAAGCAAAUUGGUUUGAUGUCGUCUGUUGA
Molecule: messenger RNA, 759 nt
Organism: Truncatella angustata
Lineage: Eukaryota; Fungi; Ascomycota; Sordariomycetes; Amphisphaeriales; Sporocadaceae
Exons: 3
Coding region: 1-759 (252 amino acids)
Source: RefSeq, a predicted model, not a curated record